UCUCCCAGCCGGGCCAUGCUGAAUUUCGCAUCUUCCCUCUACCAGCCAGCUGAGGAAGGAAAAGAGAUGAUUACUGAAAAGCAAAACAAUAAUAGACGUUCCUGGAACAAUACCGCUGAAAAGAGUGAUUUUGAAGCCGUAGAAGCCCUUAUGUCUAUGAGCUGCAACUGGAAAUCAGACUUCAAAAAAUAUGCCGAACUGAGACCUAUAACACCAGCAUCUGAUAUGUCAGAAGAAACUGAUGAUAACCUGCUACCUGGUGCAGCUGACUUUCACGCAAUACCAGCAUUUUGCCUGACUCCACCCUACAGCCCAUCUGAUUUUGAGAUGUCUCAAGUAAUUCAUCUGCCAGCAGCAGCGCCAUCUGCUGUACAAUGCAGAUUAUUCACUGAUAUUUCAAAGCCUGUUCCUUCAGCAAUUUUUAAAGAGACUGAAAAGUCUCCAGCAUCCAGACCAAUGAAAGCUCAAGCAACAAGUGUUAUUCGCCAUACAGCUGAUGCUCAGCUUUGUAAUCACAGAACAUGUCCAGUGAGAGCAGCUGGUGUGUUGAAAUAUCAGGACAAUACUUCAAAGGAAAUAAAUGUACAGAAUAAUGGAACUGCAAAACAAAAUCCACCUUGUGCAAUUGUGUCACCAAACAGAGCAACUUACAAAAGUGACAAACUGCCAGUUUUAGAAGAAAAAACAAGUACAGCACUAGCUGUCAGUCCAUUGUCCCUGAUCCAGACUUCAACCAGUAAACCUCAGCCUGUUCCUGGAUCAGUACAGCAGUCAUCCACGAUAGUAUCUUCACCUGCUGUGCAAGCGAGUGGUGUCUCACCUGUGCCAGUAAUUUGCCAGAUGGUUCCUCUGUCUACUAACAACUCUGUUGUGACAGCAAUAGUGCCCAACACUCCUUCUAGCCAACAAUCAACCCUUUGCCAGCCUAUGGUGUUCAUGGGAACUCAAGUUCCUAAAGGUGCCGUUAUGUUUGUUGUGCCCCAGCCAGUUGUGCAGAACACAAAGGCUCCAAUCAUUAGUCCAAAUGGCACUAGACUCUCUCCUAUUGCUCCUGCUCCAGGUUUUACACCUUCUGCAGCAAAAAUCACUCCACCAAUUGACUCAUCAAGAAUAAGAAGCCACAUUUGCAACUAUCCAGGAUGUGGAAAGACUUAUUUCAAGAGCUCUCAUUUGAAGGCCCAUGUGAGAACACACACGGGAGAAAAGCCUUUUAGCUGUAGUUGGAAAGGCUGUGACAGGAGAUUUGCACGAUCUGAUGAACUGUCUCGGCAUCGCAGAACGCAUACCGGUGAGAAGAAGUUUGCUUGCCCAAUGUGUGAUCGGCGGUUCAUGAGGAGUGACCAUUUAACAAAGCAUGCACGGCGGCAUUUGUCAGCUAAGAAGCUACCAAACUGGCAAAUGGAAGUGAGCAAGCUAAAUGACAUUGUUGUGCCACCUGCAUCUACACCUGCACAGUGAAAGAACUCCUGAAAAGUUACCGGAACUAACUGUUGUCACUAUGGUAUACCACCAGUGAUGUAUAAAAGCUCCUAUUCCAGGUCUGUAGUUCUUCAGUGCCAGCUGUUGAUGGCACUACAGCAGAGAGGCAAAGGCAGUCUGUGCUUGGUCACAGGAAAUGCUACUGAGAGAACCAGCGACUAACAAUGGAAUGUCAGGUUUCUUUUCAACUUGGUGAAAAGAGAAAGAGGUUGAAGGUUUGAGAGCAGAGCAGCACAGGUAGCAAAGGGUUUUGAAUUUAUGCAGAUUACUUGUAUGUCUAUAGAGUGGUCAGACAUAAGUCAUGCAGAGCUGUUGGCUGAUGUUAAUGCUUGAAACCAACUGAAAUUACAGCUUUCAAAGAUGUAAUGAGUUUUCAGUAGAGCACAAACUAGAGAGAAAUAUCAACGUAUGGUACAGACUUGUUGAUCAGAAAUGCAUCUGUACAAGAGAUGGGCAUUGAGGCUCACCACUUGAUACAGUAUUUAAUGUAUCAAGUAUAUCAGUCAUGCCAGUUUUACAUUACUGUCCAAAUAUGGAAUAGAUUGAGUGCUGCCAUGUGGCUAGAGAGAGCCAAAAGUAUCUAAAUCCCCAUUAAUUUAUUAUAAUAUAGAAAGCUAAUACUAUUUUUGCUAUUCCUCUUGAAAGCUCAUGCUUAUUACAAUAGGUAAUAUUUAGGCAUCCUAUGAUGCUUCUGCUUUCAAGUUGCUUAUGGUUUCCUUUAUACCUUUCAAAAUUCCAUGCCACUGCAUUUUUCAUAAACACUGAGACAGUAUAUUGUUGUUGUUUU
Molecule: messenger RNA, 2266 nt
Organism: Malaclemys terrapin pileata
Lineage: Eukaryota; Metazoa; Chordata; Testudines; Emydidae
Gene: KLF10
Product: KLF transcription factor 10
Exons: 4
Coding region: 16-1458 (480 amino acids)
Biological process (GO): regulation of transcription by RNA polymerase II
Molecular function (GO): DNA-binding transcription factor activity, RNA polymerase II-specific; RNA polymerase II cis-regulatory region sequence-specific DNA binding
Source: RefSeq, a predicted model, not a curated record